Rosa chinensis is the source of this 1191-nucleotide messenger RNA. Its product is annotated as B3 domain-containing protein At5g42700. The record is from RefSeq and is a predicted model, not a curated record. Gene Ontology annotation, molecular function: DNA binding. NCBI's taxonomy places the organism in Eukaryota, Viridiplantae, Streptophyta, Magnoliopsida, Rosales, Rosaceae. The transcript is spliced from 6 exons. Bases 180 to 866 code for a protein of 228 amino acids.
CCGCGGGUGAUGCGCCACUUACUCUAUGAGGUGGGAACCCAACGGUCGACUGGCCUAGGGUCUUCUCUAUUAAACCCUCCACCUUGUACCCACUGAGAGAGAGUCACCGUCGAUCAUCUUCAUUUGUUCCCCAAUCGCAAAAACCAAACCCUAAAUUUCAAAAACUGUGAGAAUCGUCCAUGGCUAAACCCAAGACAGUAUCAUACGAGGAGAGUCGCAAGCAGAGGUUGGAGGAAAACAGGAAGAGAAUGGAGGCACUCAAUCUGCCUCAGCUUUCUCUCGCUCUUAAAACCUCUUCCUCUCCCAAAUCCUCCCCUAUGAAGCGAACCCCCAAGCCCAAGGCCGAGAAGCAGAUGGUUGUGGUGAGGAGGUCCUCUCGAGUCGCAAAUCUACCUUCGCCUCCUGUCUACAAAGAAAUGGAAGUUGUUGAGCGAGUUAUGAUACCGAGAAGGUAUUCUGGUUCUACUUCUAAGCAUAGGGAUCUGUCGAAUCGGGUGUAUGCUUCUUAUGAAGAUAGAAUGGAUGCUAUGGCGAAAGCUGAAAAAUUGGAGUCGGAUUUGGGGUCUGAUUACCCGACUCUUGUGAAAACAAUGCUCCAAUCACAUGUCACUGGUGGAUUUUGGCUGGGUCUUCAAGUCCAGUUCUGCAAGGAUUAUCUUUCAAAGAAAGAUGAAAUUAUGACAUUGGUAGACGAAGAUGGUAAUGAGUACGAGACUAUUUACUUGGCCCGGAAGACAGGACUAAGUGGUGGAUGGAAAGGAUUUGCAGUUGCUCAUGAUUUGGUGGAUGGGGAUGCAGUGGUCUUUCAAUUAAUCAAGCCUACAACAAUGAAGGUGUACAUUAUAAGGGUGGAAAGAAAGGCCUGAACAGUAUUAUGCUAACUCUAACGCAGUCCGAUCGAUUAGGUUAAUUAAAAACUUUUGGAAUAGCUUUUAUAUCCAUUUUGAUGCAGUGAAGGACCCUUUAUUUGCUGCAAGAGAAGUAGCAAGUUUUACCAUUCAUGUUCUGUGAAGAUUUCUAGUUUUAGGAGACACAUAGAGCAAUCAUCUCCAAUCAACAUCCGAUCACAUUGAGAUGUCUAUUGUUUCUUUUUUGGAGAAAGAUGUCUAUUGUUUCUUAAAGAGAUAUAUAUGUAUGAACCUUUGAGCAAAUUUGAAUGGAUGGCAGCUCUUCUUAUCUCUCGCCCUCUUU